Molecule: messenger RNA, 390 nt
Organism: Kluyveromyces lactis
Lineage: Eukaryota; Fungi; Ascomycota; Saccharomycetes; Saccharomycetales; Saccharomycetaceae
Gene: GIM3
Product: tubulin-binding prefolding complex subunit GIM3
Exons: 1
Coding region: 1-390 (129 amino acids)
Biological process (GO): protein folding
Cellular component (GO): prefoldin complex; cytoplasm
Source: RefSeq, a predicted model, not a curated record
AUGGAAUUACUACCGGAGGGUCAAAAGAACACGGUCACCGUUGCAUACGAAGAUCAACAACGUAUCAAUGAGUUCUCCAAGUUGAUCAUGAGAAAAGAUGCUAUCGAACAAGAUUUGACGCAACAAAGAACAGAGAAAGAGUACCUCGACGACGUAUCGUUGGAAAUUGAAUUGAUAGACGAGGAUGAGAAGGUACAAUAUAAGAUCGGAGACGUCUUCGUAUUUCUAAAACAGAAAGAAGUAGUUGAAAAGUUAGAAUCCGAUGCUGAAAACAUCGACAGCAAUAUAGAAAAGCUAGAGAGCGAUGAGGCGGAAUUGGACUCAAGAAUAAAAGAGCUAAAGAGUAUAUUGUAUGCCAAAUUCGGUGACAACAUCAAUUUGGAACGUUGA